Erigeron canadensis is the source of this 1905-nucleotide messenger RNA. RefSeq lists its product as uncharacterized. The record is from RefSeq and is a predicted model, not a curated record. The transcript has 12 exons. Bases 848 to 1432 code for a protein of 194 amino acids. NCBI's taxonomy places the organism in Eukaryota, Viridiplantae, Streptophyta, Magnoliopsida, Asterales, Asteraceae.
GUCAGGUCGAGAACACCAUAUAUGAGUUUACACCAUCCCGAACCGGAGACAAGGGACUCGGGGAAACUCCAAGGAAUUUAAAAAGGCUCUGUAAGGAUGUAGUUGCUAUCAAGAAGCAUUUUGAAACUCGCUUGAACAGCCAGGAUUCUAAUUUUUUAUUCAAUUCUGCUGUCGCCGUGCUUCGCCUUGUUGCUCGCUUCAACAGGGAGUCCAGGGAUAUGCCUUUUGACUGGAAAACAAAGCAACUUUAUAAACCGAACAAGUGGUUUGAGCGUUAUUGGAGUUUGAAGUAUCCUUCUCAGGAUGGGAAUAGCGUAACCUGGAGUGAGGCCUUGAAGGGAAAUGGUACACAUAUCAAAACAAAGAAUGACGUGUGUGUUACAAAAGAAGUCGGGAUGGUAGAGCCAAUCGAGGACCCAAAUUGUCUUACACUUUGUGGUCUCAGAAGACAUUUAGCACGAGCUACUCCCAGCCGCUCGACUGAUCCACUCCUGGUGAACGGUCUUGGAUGGGUACCACAUUUGCUUGAUGCAAAUAAGAACUGUGCUGAAACCUGCGAUCUUCCCUUGAAUGGAGAGGAGAAGAAAAUAUGGCAGAAGUUCAAAAAAUUCGAUAAGAGGACUGUAUCUGCAUGAUAAUCAUCUUAUUUUUUUAAUCUCCAUGUUCAUACUUAUGUUGCAUACACACAUGGUGUGUUAUUUAUUAAUUAUAUAUUUCAUGUGUUUGGCAGCCUGAAGUAAUAAACUUUAAUUCUAUCGAGGAAGGAAAAAGGUCAAUUGAACUUGAUCAUCCCAUUGUUGGUCUUGUUGGUAACUUUGCUGUUGCUGCCUUCAACGAGGCCUGUCAAAUGCAUGUUAAGAAGGACGUACACAACAACCUCCAUGAUUUUGAAAUUUUGGAGUGCAAAUACCUGAAAAUUGCAAAGGCUUAUUACUUCUACAUGACCAUAGAGGCCAUUGAGGAAGGGAAUCUUGGCGUCUACGAGACUAAAGUUGUGUGCAAUAAUGACGGCAGGAGAACUUUGAGCAAGUUUCUUCUUACCAAUCGUACACCAGCUGGUACGAAAGCAAUGGCUAUAUCCUUCUUUUCUUGCGUGAGAUCCAUAUGCAAAAGUUUGGACGGUAUCGUGACACCCAAAGUAGACAGGAUGCAUGCAAUACACAGAUAUCUAACAGGACCUAACGCAGCGAUCGCUGAGGCGACACGCCUACUAAUGCUUAAAGAUGCCACUUUGAGAGGUCUUCGCCAAGUGAUUUCUCUGGGCCUUCCACUGCUCUUUCCACAAGAGUGCAUUCGCACGACUAAUCCAGAUGGUUGGUCUAAUCCUGAUGAUAACUUUAGCCAGAUGGUCCGUAGAGCCAAGGGUACCCCUUGUAGGGGUUACGACUAUGACAACCCCACUUUGCAUUGGCAGGUUUUUCAGUCGCAUUGAUAUGAUGGCUAGGAUUAAAGGGACUAAAAAGAUCCAAAUGCUUCAUUGAACAGAAAAAGGGUCAAAGCAACUAUGUGAAGUGAUACACUUACUCUUGGAAUUUCAAGAGCCAAAGUUCCCUCACCAGUCACCACCACUACUUUAAUUUUUACCUUCAAUUUAUUGUGAUCAGGAGAUUCUCAAAUCUUUAUCUUAUGCUACAAGUAUCAUUAUGGUAGGUUGGGUGUAGCCACUAAUUUAUUUAUUCGCCCAUGUCAUUUUAUGGUGUUGAUGCGAUAAAGCAAAGGUGCUGAUUUAGUGAAGAGACUAUAUAUAACUUGUUAGAGCAGUUUUCAAAGCAUCUGUAACAUAUAUGUAUCUAGUUCGCUUUUGUCAGAUUACUAAAUUAUGUACAUAAAAGCUCGGGAAUUCAAUUUUUAAAGUUAAGAUAUGUUUUGGAUGUUUAUGGAAAUCGGGUUCAGGAUUUAGAUGCA